UUAUCAGUGGUAAUUUUAUAAAGGCCCUAAAGGAUAAAAUGACAUGCAUGCAUCACAAUUUGUAUUGCUGACAGGGAUUCUGCACUCGACCAGCAGGGGAUUUCAUAAGCACAUGAAGCUCCAAGAAAUUAUUCCUUGAAGCAACUGGCUGCAGCGGUUCACUGCCUCGUGAGGCCUCAACUCACCAUCUUUACAUAUAAGUGUGAAAACACUCCACAGCUUAACAUUAUAUGGAAAAGAUCACUGUACAGGCAUUGUUUUAGAAUGGAAAAUGGAAAACCCUUAUGAAAGUGGAAUGCUCCGCCCCCUCAUUACAUAAGGGGGCGGAGCAUUCCACUGUGACAUCAUCAUCCCAACAUUCUAUUGCUGAUCAAAGAAUCUAGCAUAGCCAGUACUGACUUGGGUGCAGACAGAGCAGCAGUGUUUUUCAACGAGGAAUCAUUGACGAAUACAGGACAGAGAUGAAUCGCUUUGAUUCUAUCAAGAAGGAAUCAAGAUUACCGCCUCUAAGUACCUGGGCAACAUGUAUCGCCGAUAAAAAGGAGAUACAUCGCGAAAAAUGUAAAAGAAUUGUGGCUAAGCAACAUGCUAUGUCACAGAAAGAAGAAGCUGAAAAGAAAGACGAUAUGUACAGACGAAUGCUUAGAACAACAGAAGAGGUGAAAGAAAGUAGGAUAUGGCUACAAAGAAAAAAGGAAAAAGCCGCUUUAAAGUCGCUUGGCCUGAAUGAUGAAGCUCAAGGUAAAGAUGCUCAGUGUAAAUUACCACCUAUAGUAAGCAAGCCACUAUGUAUCGCCCGUAAAAAGGAGAUACAUCGCGAAAAAUGUAAAAGAAUUGUAGCUAAGGAUCUGGAUAUCUUACAGAAAGAAGAAGCUGAAAAGAAAGACGAUAUGUACAGACGAAUGCUUAGAACAACAGAAGAGGUGAAAGAAAGUAGGAGAUGGCUACAAAGAAAAAAGGAAAAAGCCGCUUUAAAGUCGCUUGGCCUGUAUGAUGAAGCUCAAGGUAAAGAUGCUCAGUGUAAAUUACCACCUAUAGUAAGCAAGCCAAGAGAUAUCGCUCUUGAAAAGGAGAUACAUCGCGAAAAGUCUCUGCCUGAGGAAUCUAUGAAACAUGACAGAAAGAGGAUGGAGGGACCGAUGAAAAAAGUAGCUGCGUCAAAUGACUCUCUGGACAAUAAAUAUCCUUCCCCACCAAGAUCUAAAAAGCACACAAAGGAAGACCUGUGUGACACACAAGAGAAGACAAAAGGUAGGUUAACUGAAUCAGCUAAGCAGGACUUGGUAUCAAAUGGUCCGAACGUUAAAGUUGUUAAUCAAAGAACACCUAGAACAUUACAACCUAUACGGAGCGAGCAAACACCUAUCAGCCCUGAAACCAAGAAACCUGAUGAAAAAUGUGAAAGAACUGUUUGUGAUCUUCCGGAUUUCGACAGACACAUUCCAAAUUCUGAUGUACACGCCUGUCUUAUGCAAAUCCCCUAUAUUCCCAUGGACAAGGAGGAGCGUAGUCCAGAUCUACAUGAUCUUUAUCCUACUUUGUUUCCAAGAAAAAUCACAAUUGCUGAAAAAGCCAAGAUCCGGGAGGAAAGGAAAAAAGUUGUUUAUGACCAAAUUACAGAUAUAAACGCAAAAAAAGAAGCCGAGAUGUUCCUAAUGAGGAUAAAGAAUCAUGAAGAAGAGUAUUGGAAGAAAGAAAAUGAUGUGGAUGAUACCGAGCCAGAACCUCUUCACUAUUAUUUUGAAAGGUUAAGAAAGGAAAAAGAAGAAAAAAUUAGAAUUGAAGAAGAACAAAAAAAACAGUUUAAAGAAAAAAUGGAAGCUGAGUUGCAGAAAGCCACGGCCGCACUUACAGAGGCAAGCAAACACAGGUAUUACCGUAAUUCAAAUGUGCCAUUAAGGUUUGAAGAUCCUCCAAUGCCACCACUUGUAAUGAUGCCUACAGACAGUCAUCCAGAGCGAAAUUGGAUCUUUUAGUUAAAUUUAUGCACACCUUUACAGAUAGAUUCAAUAACAUAACUAAUCCAGCAGCUUUGCACAAAUUAAUGGUUUUACUCACUUUUACACAUUAGUUUUAUAUCCUCAUUAGAAUGUGAUAUUGAUAGUAUCCCCCUCUAUUCCUUUCUUUUCCCUUGCUUUAUUUUCCUUUUCUUCCCUUUCCCAUCCUUUUCUUGCUUUAGAUCCUUGUUAGAUUAAUUAAUCUCUUCCGUUUAAUUUUUUCUGUUUACGGUUCUCUCCGGGUUCUCCGGCUUUCCGAAAAAGCCCUUGUAUAUUCAUGUUUGACAAUAGAAAAUUCUAAAUGGUUGCAGGGAUCAAAGUAUUCUAGUCCAGGGCCGGAUUUCUGGCUCGUAGCAAUUGCUCAUGGGUAAAAAAAAAA
Molecule: messenger RNA, 2376 nt
Organism: Cyprinodon tularosa
Lineage: Eukaryota; Metazoa; Chordata; Actinopteri; Cyprinodontiformes; Cyprinodontidae
Exons: 2
Coding region: 462-1976 (504 amino acids)
Source: RefSeq, a predicted model, not a curated record